Messenger RNA from Prionailurus viverrinus (fishing cat), 1382 nucleotides. Its product is annotated as RAD51-associated protein 1-like. Gene Ontology annotation, molecular function: single-stranded DNA binding; double-stranded DNA binding. Gene Ontology annotation, biological process: interstrand cross-link repair; double-strand break repair via homologous recombination. The record is from RefSeq and is a predicted model, not a curated record. NCBI's taxonomy places the organism in Eukaryota, Metazoa, Chordata, Mammalia, Carnivora, Felidae.
AUGAAAGAAGGCCACACCAGUGAAAGUGAACAAGAUUCAUCCACUGCUGCCAACAAGAACUUGAAAACUGCAGAUUUUCAGUUUUGGAGGGGGCCACGGUGUGUGAGGCAUAAGAAUCUGGUCAAGGUCAAUUACUCAUGGUUUCAGGACUCUGACAGCGAUGAUGAGUUUAUUUCUGCAACUAUACCUUUAAAUGAGAAACCCAGAACACCACCAAAGGAGUUAAAACUAGAAACAAGGAAACCUAAACUGAAGAAUCUCCAGAAAGGAGAUAUCCCACUGCAAGAGAAAACCCCUAAAAAUAGGAUGGCUUUAGGUGACAAGCUAUACCAGCAAGACUUAGAAGUUGCACUAGCUUUAUCAGUGAAGGAACUUCCAACAGUCACCAUUGAUGCAGAAGAGGCUGGAGAUAAAAGCAUUGAAAAAUGUGACAGUAGUGAAACCAAAACAAUGAGUAAGGACCCUCAUAUCUCCAAUUGCAGUGUAGCCAGUGAUUAUUUAGAUUUGGAUAAGAUUACUGAGGAAGAUGGUUUUCCUGGUGUGCAAGGGAAAAAAGAAGCCGCAUCAAAGACUGUGGUACAACAGAGGAAGAUUCUUCUGGAAGGCAGUGAUGGCGACAGUGCUAAUCACUCUGAACCACACUUUGCAACUGGUGAAGAGUCUGAGGAUGACUCUGAUUUUAGUGAGAGUGAAGACAAUGAUGAAUACUUCACCAUGAGAAAAAAUAAGGUGAAAGAAAUUAAAAAGAAAGAAGUGAAGGUCAAAUCCCCAGUUGAAAAGAAGAAGAAACCUAACUCCAAAUGUAAUACUCUGGAAGAGACUCAGGAGGCUGCUCAAGUCGCUGUGAAAUCAGAACCUCAGCCUUCACCAAAAAAGGUCCCUGUUUCUUCAGAGGCCACUAGGAAACCACUACAAAUAAGCAGUCCUUCAGCUGAAAACAAAAAACCUAAGUGGGUUCCACCAGCGGUAUCUGGAAGCAGCAGCAGCAGGAGCCCACUGGAGAGUCUCCGCCUUGGUUUGUCCAGAUUAAACUUUGCAUCCAAAUGCUGCUAGUAGCUGAGUGUGGUAGUAAACCCGUUUGAUUAAGAGAAUCACAGUUUUACAAGUGUGUUUAUAUUUGAUUUGUGUUUAUAUUUAAGGAGGGUAUCAAAAUAUAAAGGAAUCCUUUAAUGUCCUAUAAAUCGCCUCUACCCAUUCUGUGAUGUUCUCUGAAGCUAUUCAAGACUUCAAUAAAAGGUUUAUCAGAAUUAUCUUGCAAUAUCAUUUCCUUCUGAAGAACAUAUGCUACUUUUCCUGUGUAUAAUAAGUCAUUGUCAUUAAGUGGUUGUCAGUUUGACAUGGAGGAAGUCCAUGUUGCAUGCUGUUCUUUCCUAGAAACAUGA